CAACAGGCAAUAGGUAAUGCUGUUUGUUCUUGUGUGAAUUGACUGUAAAUUGACAAAUGCUAAAUUUUUAUGGUAACGAGAAAGAUAUACAUUAAACUUUAUGGAAAUCAAUGCUGGUUGUAUUUUAUAAAUUAAUCUAUUCCUCAAAAAUAUGGCUCAGCCUCAAGGUCGUAGCAUAUUAGCAAUGAUAAUUAGAAACUUUCUGAACUCUCUGAAACCAAGACAGUUUCGAGGAACUCUGAUAGGCUCAGAUUAUUUCGGUAACAAAUAUUAUGAGAUCCCAUCAAAUCCAUCGGUUGGCAAAAGAAGAGCGAAUAGAUGGUUUGAUCCACCGCAAAAGGAAGAUUUUAUGCAAGAGAUGCCAGCGGAAUGGGAAGCAUGGCUGAGAGGUAGAAGGAAGGAACCUCCUACUGAAGAGGAAGUUAUGAAAAAUCUUGCCAUAAUGCAAAUGAAGAAAAAAAAUGCAAUAGAAGUGGACGCCAAAGCCGGCAAAAUGACUCCUAUGACAAAGGGUAUUGAAACAUUUCCACGUAGACAUGAUUAUGAAACUGUACCUGGGAAAAGAAACUGAUAAGUUCUCAUCCAAUUGUGAAAAAAGUUAGUGUGCACUGUAAUAGUUAUAUAAAAUCUUUUAAAGAACGUUUUAUUACUGAUAGCCACAUCUGUUGGCCUCACUAUAAUUUUAGUAUAUUUUGUCAGUAAGGAUACCAAACAAAUAGUAUGAAUUGAGGCAUG
This is a messenger RNA of Leptinotarsa decemlineata (Colorado potato beetle), 735 nucleotides long. RefSeq lists its product as uncharacterized. Lineage: Eukaryota; Metazoa; Arthropoda; Insecta; Coleoptera; Chrysomelidae. The record is from RefSeq and is a predicted model, not a curated record. Gene Ontology annotation, biological process: mitochondrial respiratory chain complex I assembly. Gene Ontology annotation, cellular component: membrane; mitochondrion; respiratory chain complex I.